GUUGAGGGGACUCGCUCGAGGGUUUGGGUUUCCGUUCCUAUCCCCCGCGCGCGCUCCCUCUCCCCUCUUUUCCCGCCGCCACGAUCUGUUGCGCGGGCCCGCAUCGUCGGCGACCUCGCCGCCGGCGAACUCGCACACGACAAAUCAGGCCUCCUCCCACCGGGGGGACCCCUUCUGUCGAGUGGCGUCGCCCUCCCUCCUCGUCCUCCUCUUCCCCGCCCCCCACUGCUUCUGGUGUUCGUUUUGUUCCAGGGGGUCGUUUCUUUGGCGUGACACCCAUAAAUCAAAUCCGAGUCUUUCUUCCUCUCCGUUCAGUUCUUUGUGGAUUUGUGCGUCAUGUGUUGCCCUACUAAUCCAAUCCAAUCAAUCCGUCCAUCCUUACUUCGAUUCGGUUCUUCUCCGGCGCAAAGGAUCAAUCUUGUGCCGGUGCGGUUUACUUUCCAAACAUUUGGGGGUUUAAAUUAAAACCCCACCCCGCGUUAAACACUGCGGUGAUGGCCGGCGGUGCCGGCAACGGCGGCGGCGGGGAGAACCAGGCGCUGGACAGCGGGACGCCUACGUUAGGGUCUCCGGUGAGCGACAGUGACGCAAUGCAGAGCGAGGGCGAUGACGGCGCGUUUUACGGCGAGACACAGCCGCUGGACGAGGCUGAGACCCAGUUAGUAGAUGGGGUGGAGGAGGAAAAUGAGGAACAGGGUGUGGCUGGCGAUUGGGUGGAGACGCAGUUGGUGGAGAGUGGCGAGGAGGAUGGAGGUGAUGAUGGUGAGCAAGUGAAGACACAGUUGGAGGUGGAACGUGGGGAAGAUGAUGAUGCUGGUGGCACGGAAGAAAAUGCUGGUGAUUGGACUACAACCCAAUUGAUUGAAGAAUGUGUGGUGGAGGGAGCGAACGGCAGUGUUGACAACAUGUUGGAGACCCAAUUGGUUGAGGAAUCUGAUGAUGAGGAGGGGAGAGUAAACGGAGGUGAUGAAGUGGGAGGUGAUGAAGUGGAUGUCGGCGAGUGGGGCAAGACCCAGUUGGUUGAAGACUCUGAUGAAGAGAUAGGCUGCGAUGAGUUGAGCGAGGACACUCUAGUGCUAAGUGACAAUGAGGGUCUGUCAGAUGAUGAGAGGGAUGUGAGGUCGGAAAUGGAGGGCAGUAUUGAGGGUGUGAAUGGCGGGGUUGAGAAGCAUGGUGAUAACAAGAGUUUGGUAGAUUCUGAUGCUUCAACAGAUGAAGAGGGUGACAGAGGACACCUUCAGAUGAAAUUGACUUCUGUUCGUGUGGCAUCAGUACGAACAUGUGGACUUGCUGAAACACGUAAUGAAAGUACUGUGAACAGUGUGCAUCAAGGGAAGCAGAAGGCCUCGACCAAUGGAAAACAUCUCCUGCCGAAAAUUGCAGCCAACUCUGCUUCCUGUAGCACCUCCUUUAGUGGCUUCCCACAUUGCGGGAUUGAGAAUGACUCCCAUCGUUAUGUGCAGAACCAUGAUAAAGAUGGAAUUAAAAGCAGAGAUAGGUGCUCAACAGCAAAAAAGCUUUUUGCUGAUACGGCAGGUGAUGAGGGUGAAAGAAACAGCAGAGCUUUUGCUGGAUUAAGCUAUAUUGGAUCACAGGAGCCUGGUGAUCUGUCACAAGCAAAUGCUUUUGAAGUUGUGGAUAGGUUGAUCUCAGUCAAUGGUGGAUUAUCAUCUCAAGAGACAACACCAAAUAAAUUGGAAACAGCAAAGCCACCCGUUUCAAGUAAGAGAGGGACUUUACUAUUGGCUGAGAAGGUUGAACGAAGUAGAAGUUCCACUGGGAAGGCAGAAAUAUUUGAAUGGGUGGAUAGCCGUGAAGAUGAUGGAGGAGGUGAGUUUUUCAGUAAAAACAAAGAUAUCCUGUUGCAGAAAUCAGCUGGUAGAGGAAAACCAAAUAGUCAUUCUCUCAGGGCAAAGAAGUGUUCCACGAAAAUUGCACAGGGAGUAAAUAAAAUAGGGGAAUCCAAGAACAAAAUAAAUUCCAAACUAUGUAGGAGGUUUGAAACUCUUCCUUUGUCAGAUUCAAGACUACUCAAAAGUGAUGUAAAGAGUAAGCGGGCUUCUGGAAACAGGACUAAGAAAAACCUUUUGAAGGACUUAGAUGAUCUAUCAAAUACCAAAUCUUUGGAAGGACAACAGGAAAAGGCUGAUGUAGCUUUGCCUGAUGUUGGUCCAGAUACUCAAAUGGCUGUUGAAGCUAUGGAGGCACUGGCGCAAUGUUCACCUGCUAAAACUUUGUCAGAUAAAGGUCAACCUCUGUUGGAUAAAGAUAUGAGAGAUGAGGAGUCUAAAAUAGUUAAAACUCAUUCAAAGAGUGGUCCUCCUCAAAAGAGAACUAGCAGCAUCCAGGAAGGUGUCACAACACGUUCUAAAAGAAGAAAAGUAACUGAGUUGAACACCAAGCCUAAUAAAGAAAGACAUGGAGGAUUGAAGAUGCAAGAAAAUUCAGAACUUACAGGGAAAAGAAAACGUAAGCAGACAAAGUCUGUACCAGAGAAGAGCAAAGUUUCAGAGAUGUCUCUUGAUGAAAUUAAGUACCAUGGUACACCUGUUGCUCACCGCACUAGACAUUGUGGUAAGAAUAACCUUUGUGAAUAUACUGAGUUAUGUUCUAAUAAGCACAUGAGAAGAGGCAAGAAAUUAACAGGUGACAGCUCCACUAUUGGAGAAGUGCAAAAUAAUCAUAUUACAAAUGGCCCUGAGAAACUGAUGAUUAGUGAGAGAACAACCAAAUCUAGUUUGAGUUAUUUUGAAAAAGAAAGCACAGAGCAUACCUUUGCAAAUAAUGUUCAGGAUCUUCAGCAAUCCAUAGAUGGAAGCUUACAACAUACCAGUGUAAAUACUGUUCAGAACCUCGAACCACGCAGAGGUGAACCAACAAAUGAUGUUGCAUGCAGAGAUCCCCCAUCACACCCUAAACAGAGAAGAACACCCACAACAAUGAUACAGUCAAAGGCUACAGCAGUUAUCUUAACUGCCACAAAUCAUGAAAUACCACCAGAAGGGCCAAUAUCACCCAAGAAAAGGCGGAUUUUCAUCAGGAGCGUUUCUGAUCUGCUAAAGUAUGCAAAGAGGGAACCUUCCAAUGGAAGAUCAACUUCUAUGCUGUCCAGUAUUAUAGGAAAGUCAUUGGCUGCUUCUUCUAUACUCAAUUCUCCUGCAAGAGUUGACAACAAAAGUCCUGAUAUCAGUAGCUCUGGACAGCGGCUGAAGGAAUCCUACCAUGUUGAGGAUACAAGCAAAUCACCAAAAAGCAACGCUCAAAUUCAGAAUAGUUCCCUGAAAACACCUUCAAAAGUGGUUAAUGAAUUGUCACCUACUUUCAGUCCUGUGAAUCCAUCAAAUGCCUCAAACAGAAGCUUGUCAAAACCUUCAGUUGCCAGAGAACUACUGAAAUUAGAUCCUGAAAAAGCGCUAUCAAAUCAACAACGAAAAGAUUCUAGAAGAAGGAAAGAUAUGGCCAGUUUCAGUAUUUUAUUCAGCCACCAUUUGGAUGAGAAUGUGAUCAAGCGUCAGAGGAAGAUCUUGGUACGCUUGGGAGUUUGUGAAGCAUUUUCUAUGUCAGAUGCAACACACUUUGUCGCAGAUAAUUUUUUCCGCACAAGGAAUAUGCUCGAAUCAAUAACUCUUGGCAAGCCAGUAGUUACAUCAAUGUGGCUCGAAAAUUGUGGACAAGCAGGCUGUUUUAUUGAUGAGAGGAAGUACAUUCUGAGGGAUGCCAAAAAGGAAAAGGAGUUAGGUUUCAGCAUGCCUAUAUCACUAGCCUCAGCUUGCAAGCAUCCUCUUCUGCUGGGAAAAAGAGUCUUUGUGACAUUGAAUGUGAAGCCAAGUCGAGAAGUGGUGACUAGCUUGGUUAAAGCAUCAUCUGGGCAGCCACUAGAGAGGGUAGGAAGAUCCAUAAUGAGGGAAAAGGAAGUACCUGAUGACCUACUGGUUAUCUCAUGUGAAGAAGACUACCAAACUUGCGCACCGCUGCUUGAGAGAGGUGCCAGCGCUUUCAGCUCAGAGCUUGUACUAAAUGGUAUAAUCAUUCAGAAGCUGGAGUAUCAGAGGCACCAUCUUUUCGCGGACCGUGUCAAACAGACCCGCUCGACGAGGUGGUUGAAAAACACAGUCCUUGACCGAUUUGUACCUGUACCCAAGUGUCCAUAGCUAGGGAAGAGGGGUAGUAGUGCAUAUGUUUAUUUGUAGCUAAAUUAUGCUCCAGCUUUCCCAGACUCUCCAGCUCAAGACCAGUGUUAGUGCAUGUCAGGCUAAACUAUAUGCUUAUUCUUCCCCUAGCCUCUACAGCUCAAGAGCAGUGUAAAUUAUGUGCCACGAACGUGUGUGCCUUGCGCCAAUCGUGUAAUACAGGCCUGGUGUUUGGUUUUGCUCAUCUGUAAAUUUGUAAUCUGUAGGUGUUCACAUAUGUUAUAGCCUUUUUUGGCCCCCUUCUGAACAAGUGUUCGGUUAUAACUGAACUUGAGUGGUGAUCAAUAA
This is a messenger RNA of Phragmites australis (common reed), 4478 nucleotides long. RefSeq lists its product as uncharacterized. The record is from RefSeq and is a predicted model, not a curated record. NCBI's taxonomy places the organism in Eukaryota, Viridiplantae, Streptophyta, Magnoliopsida, Poales, Poaceae. The coding region runs from base 495 to 4151 and encodes 1218 amino acids. The transcript is spliced from 8 exons.